GCCAGGAAGGCUCUCCUCAAGCACCACUGUGUGAAACUGGCCGGCAGAAGGUUCAGGAGCAAAAGAGCGAGCCGCUUUUCACACAACGGAUACUUAAGACCAGAGGAUGCUGAGGUGGCCCAUCAGGCAGCCGUAAGAAGCAGGAAGUUGAAUUUGCUGAAGCCCCGAUCCACCGCAGCGUCCCCUACUCCAAAAAUGGGGGGACACGCCUCUCCAUUUGGACUUCUUGACCCAGGCUCCACAUGCUGAUGAGCGGGGAUCCCAUCCUCCGGCAUCCAAGCACACAACUUUCCAGCCUCGCACAGUUCAUAAUGAAAGUCACCCUCAAGAGACAAAUCAAGAUGAGCCUGCUGGAUAUAAGCAAGAUUUUCUCCAUGCUGCAGCCCAGUGAAGAUGAAGAAGGAGAUGGAGAAAGAGAGGAGCUGAAUCUCGCCGUGUCCCAGGACGACUACCAGCUGCUGGACGAAAUGCUGCGCCAAGAGCGGUACGCGCGGUUCAUCAACAGCAGGAGCGGCUGGGGCGUGCCAGGAACGCCACUCCGCCUGGCGGCUUCCAAGGGCCACGUGAGGUGUCUCAAAGUUCUCCUGGCCCACGGAGCCGAAGUGGACAGCCUGGACGUGAAGGCCCAGACGCCGCUCUUCAUCGCCGUCAACAACGGCCACCUGACCUGCGUGGAAGCCCUCUUGCAAGCUGGGGCGAAUCCCUCCGGAAGCGUGCACAACAAUGGGACUCCUCUGCUCACCGCGGCCAGGGAUGGGGACAUCGACAUUCUCCGGGUGCUCCUGGAGCACGGCGCCCAGGUCAACGUGAAGGCGAGACUCCCGGAGUGGGCAGCCAACUCGGUGGCCUGCUCCGGCCCGCUGUACCUCGCUGCGGUGUACGGCCACCUGGAGUGUUUCAAGACUCUCCUCCUGUACGGUGCUGAUCCCAACUACAACUGCACCGAAGAGAAAAUCGUGACCCGGAUCAAAUACCCCAAGACCCUCCUAGAAAUCUGUUUGCAACACGGCUGUGGAGUGGAAUUUGUCAAGCUUCUUAUUGAUUUUGGAGCCAACGUGUACUUACCGGGUAUUGUGUUAGAUAAGAUCUCAGCAAACUCUGAGGUGCUAGAACUGUUGGCCAGAGAAAGAGCUGUCCCCAAGACCUUGAUGUCUCAGUCCAGACUGGCAAUCCGGAAGAUCCUAAAACUGGCAAACCGGCCUUCCGCUGUGGAUCAGCUGGAGAUCCCGGCAGUGCUGCUCGGCUACCUCAAACACCAAUCCAAAGUGAAGAUCGAGGAGGAAACUCCACGGGGUUACCAAGUAUUGUAACUGUAUCAGAAAGUGGAAAAAACAUUCUAAGAAUUGACACAGGAGCUGUCUUGUUUGAUCCAGUUUUGCUGUGGCUGUGCGUGAUGUGGCUAAAAAUAUUGCAGUUUCUUUCUUUUUUAAGCUGAAGGGUGAACAUGCAAAAUGAAGACUGAAAACCUCAUAGAUGCUGGAAAGACCAGUCAGGUCAUUAUUUUUUGAUGAUGAUGAUGAUGAUGAUAAUGUGAGCCUUACAGCUCAAUCCAGUGCAUGUCUGCUCAAAAGUAAGUCCACCUGGGCUGAAUAAGGUGUAUUCUCAGGUAAGUCUAAUAUGAGAUGACUGUGUUAAAGGGUAUUUUUAAAAUGGAAUGGAUGCUCAAGAAAGCUCAGGCUGUUAAAUGGAAAAAUCUAAAAGAACCUUUUGAAAAUCAGCCCUAACUCUAACUUUUCUAAAAUCAAAUUCUAAUGAAUGUCACCUUUAUUUGAUUGAUAGGAUUAGGAAAUGCAAAUAAACAUUGUGUUUUUUAAAAAUAAAUAUUCUUAAUUCUAUCAAAAAUGAAAGACACACACUUUUAAAAGCCAAUUUCGAAGCAGCCACGCAGUAGUCAUGUUUCACUCCCCCACACUUUUGGAAUGAGUUUUGAAUUGUUUAUUUUCUUUUUUAGUAAAAUUAAGUUAGUACAAAACUUUGGUAUUUGAGCAUUCAUGAUACAUGAAUGCUGUGCUGUGUUGACUUACAACAAAACAAAAUUGACUGUAAGAGAUUAGUUUGCAUGUGUAUAAUUACACUGAUACCCUUCACAUACAGAUAUCCAAAUUCCUGGAGCAACUCCAGAACUGUUGGUGAACAGUUUGCAGGAUUACUUUUAAGAUGAUGGAGGAAUAAACUGGUGGUGAACUUGCUGGCA
Varanus komodoensis (Komodo dragon) is the source of this 2194-nucleotide messenger RNA. RefSeq names its product ankyrin repeat and SOCS box containing 12 (gene ASB12). The transcript has 4 exons. NCBI's taxonomy places the organism in Eukaryota, Metazoa, Chordata, Lepidosauria, Squamata, Varanidae. The record is from RefSeq and is a predicted model, not a curated record. Bases 243 to 1310 code for a protein of 355 amino acids. Gene Ontology annotation, molecular function: protein binding.